Messenger RNA from Gracilinanus agilis (Agile Gracile Mouse Opossum), 2329 nucleotides. RefSeq names its product F-box protein 3 (gene FBXO3). The record is from RefSeq and is a predicted model, not a curated record. The coding region runs from base 1 to 1401 and encodes 466 amino acids. The transcript is spliced from 12 exons. Lineage: Eukaryota; Metazoa; Chordata; Mammalia; Didelphimorphia; Didelphidae. Gene Ontology annotation, molecular function: protein binding.
AUGGCGGCUGCGGCGGUGGCGGCGGCGGCGCUGGGGGCGGAGGAACCGGAGCUGAACCUGGAGCUGCUGCCCACCGACCCACUGCUGCUCAUCUUCUCCUUCUUGGACUACCGGGACCUAGUCAGUUGCAGUUGUGUUAGCCGAAGAUUAAACCAACUCUCCAACCAUGAUCCCCUUUGGAGAAGACAUUGCAAAAAGUAUUGGCUUUUAUCAGAGACAGAAAAAACACAGAAGAACAAGAGUUGGAAAUCUCUCUUCAAAGAGACUUAUAUUGAUCUAGGAAGAUACAUUCAACAUUAUGCUACUCUUAAGAAAGCCUGGGAUGAUUUGGAAAGAUACUUGGGGCAGAGGUGUCCAAGGAUGAUCGGAUCUCUGAAAGACAGCGUGGAGGAGCGGGAGCUGGACGCCGUGGAAGCCCAGAUCGGGUGCAAGCUCCCCAAUGACUAUCGCUGCUCCUUCCGGAUCCACAACGGACAGAAGCUGGUGGUUCCUGGGUUGAUGGGCAGCAUGGCCCUCUCCAACCAUUACCGCUCAGAGGACCUGCUGGACAUCGACACGGCCGCCGGAGGAUUCCUGCAGAGGCAGGGCCUAAAGCAUUGUCUUCCCCUCACUUUCUGCAUACACACCGGUUUGAGUCAAUAUAUGGCCCUGGAGAGUGUCGAAGGCCGCAAUAAAUACGAGAUCUUCUAUCAGUGUCCGGUUCCUAAACUGCAGGACCAGAUGGCUCGGAACCCGUCGGCAAUUGAUAUGUUUAUAACAGGUGCUUCCUAUUCUGAAUGGUUUACCUCUUACGUGCACAACGUUGUCACAGGGGGUUACCCCAUCAUCCGAGACCAGAUCUUCAGGUAUGUUCAUGAUAAGGGGUGUGUGGCAACAACUGGAGACAUCACAGUGUCAGUGUCUACAUCCUUCCUGCCAGAGCUCAGUUCUGUCCAUCCACCUCACUAUUUCUUUACUUACCGAAUCAGGAUUGAGAUGUCUAAGGAUGCUCUCCCAGAGAAGACUUGUCAGUUAGACAGCAGAUACUGGAGAAUCACCAAUGCCAAGGGUGAAAUCGAAGAAGUCCAGGGCCCUGGUGUGGUGGGAGAAUUUCCCAUCCUCAGCCCGGGCCGGGUAUAUGAAUAUACCAGCUGUACCACCUUCUCCACCACAUCAGGAUACAUGGAAGGACAUUAUACCUUUCACCUUCUUUACUACAAGGACAGGAUAUUCAACGUGGCCAUUCCCAGGUUUCAUAUGGUGUGUCCCACAUUCAAGGUCUCCACCACCCCAAGGGAAACACACAAUGAGUGUGCCGUGAUCGAGGAAGAUGAGGAGUCCACGGAUUCUGAGAACUUUGAGGACCAGCCCCGGCUCCUGGACUUCUCUCCUCCCACGGGCCACUGUCCUCGGCACACCUGAGCGCCCAGGCUCUUCUGGAGAGUGUAAAUACGGGCUGUUCCGGCACGUCUCCGGGCAGCGGACAGAGCAGCCAAGCUCUGGGGUCCACCAGACACUUUAUCUUAGCAGUUGGUUUGGGUUGUUUGUGUUUUCUGUAUGACGGAGGGGAAGGGAGGGAGGGAGGAAGGGAAGGCCAGGCCUCUUUCCUUUCCUUUUCCUCAUGUCAGAUAGGAAAUUGUCCUCCAGCUGAGGAACUGAUAGUCCUGCCUUGUUGAAAGCAUUUUGUCCUUGUAAUAUUUACAGAAGCUGGCUGUGUGUGGGGUGGGGGGUGGCGGAUGGCAGGGAGGGUGGCUUUCUACAACCAUUGCUGCUAAUGGAGCAGCAGUCAGGAUAGGGGAGACUCUCGGCUUGAGCAGCCUACCAGCUUCCUUCAGUCCUUGGGUUAUCCUUUCCUGCCAUUAUGAGUCAUCUAUGGAGGAACUGAACUACUUGCAAGUAGGCCUUGGGAGCCAGGGAAUCCAUCAGAAAGCACCCUGUCCAUCCAUUUUAUACCCACUGGAGACACCUGGGACCUCUCAUGGUUGACGUCAGUGACCUGGCAACUCAAAAUGGUCUUUUUUCUCUUUGAAGACAAUCCAUCCUUGAAUUUAUUUUAGAUUAAAAAAACCUUUUAACAUAGCAGUAAUUUUGAAAUGUGGUAUAUUAAAGCACAUGCCAUGUUGAUUACUACUAACUGGAGUAGUCUUGGCAAUGACUUACACGGCAUAUGCAUUUGUAAAUACAAUUUCUGAUUUUUUUCUGCUUUAUACGCUUUGUCUUAACUUUGUGAUAAGUGACAUGAAUUUUAUGUUAAGACUAAAUUUGUUUUCCUGAUGGGUUUUUGUAAUGAUCAGAUUCUGAAUUUGGAAUGAAAUCUUCCAGGUAUUUAAAAUCACAUAUUUAAAAGUAA